AUGUUGGAGAAAGGGGUGGUUCACUUAAUUGAUAAAGUUAUCGACAACGUAGAAUUUUCCAGCGCAAUCCAGGGUGUUUGUAGGGAGUGUGAGGCCCUUGGGUUUGAGAAGGGGAAGCAACUAGGUGGUUGUUCUACAAUUUCUGGUCAAUCUAAAGCCUCAAAUCCUGGCCUUGUGACGAGAAGAACCGCAGAGGUGGAUAUUGCUCUUUCGUCCCUUGUUGAGAUGGAUUUUGCGAGCCUCUUUGGUUUGGGGGAACUAAAUUAUGACAGCUUCUGCCAGUUUUGUUGCAGGCCGGGCCCUGGAGGUUCUUGCUAA
Lactuca saligna is the source of this 318-nucleotide messenger RNA. The record is from the annotation of a GenBank genome assembly. Lineage: Eukaryota; Viridiplantae; Streptophyta; Magnoliopsida; Asterales; Asteraceae.